ACGCGUCGUCAAGUUCGUCUACUGAGCAUGCGUGACUCGGGUCGUAUCGUUUCCGCUUGCAUCCUUCUUCCUUUAUGACCAGGUAAGGCGUACAAGCUGCCUGGUUAGCGUAUGUCUUAUGCGUGAAAAGUCGUGAAAAAAAGGCGAGAUGUCGUUGUCAACGGCGCGACCUUUGGUUACUGUAUAUAGUGAUAAAAAUGAACCAUCAGAAAAUACAAUUUCUUUGCCAUCGGUGUUCAAAGCUCCGAUUCGUCCCGAUAUCGUAAAUUUUGUUCAUCAGCAAGUUUCAAAGAAUAGUAGGCAACCGUAUUGCGUGUCCAAGGAGGCUGGUCACCAAACCUCUGCCGAAUCAUGGGGAACUGGACGUGCAGUAGCACGUAUUCCUCGUGUUCGUGGUGGCGGUACCCAUCGUUCCGGUCAGGGUGCAUUCGGUAACAUGUGUAGAGGUGGACGCAUGUUUGCGCCAACCAAACCAUGGAGAAGGUGGCACCGUCGCGUUAAUGUUAAUCAGAAAAGAUACGCCCUUGUUUCUGCGAUUGCUGCAUCUGGUGUUCCUGCUUUAGUACAAUCUAAGGGACACAUGGUUCAAGAAGUACCAGAAUUCCCUCUCGUAGUUUCCGAUAAAAUUCAGGAAUACAACAAGACUAAACAAGCUGUUAUCUUCUUGAGACGUAUUAAAGCUUGGAAUGAUAUCCAGAAGGUUUACAAGUCGCAAAGAUUCCGUGCUGGUAAAGGUAAAAUGCGUAAUCGUCGUCGCAUUCAACGUCGUGGACCUUUGAUUGUCUAUGGGCAGGAUCAGGGUAUUCGUAAGGCAUUCCGUAAUAUUCCUGGUGUGGAUCUUAUGAACAUCAAUAAGAUGAAUCUCCUGAAGCUGGCACCUGGUGGUCACGUUGGUCGUUUCGUUAUUUGGACGAAGUCUGCUUUUGAUCAAUUAGAUGCUCUGUAUGGUACUUGGCGUAAACAAUCUAAGCUUAAGGCAGAUUACAAUUUACCCUUCCCUAAGAUGGCCAAUACAGAUUUGUCUAGACUUCUGAAGUCGGAUGAAAUUAGAAGAGUUCUGAGAGCUCCAAGAAAGAAGGUAGUACGCAGGGUGAAGAAACUGAACCCAUUGAACAAUACACGUGCAAUGUUGCGUCUUAAUCCAUAUGCUGCAGUAUUGAAACGUGCAGCAAUUUUAACAGCACAAAGAAGACAAUAUGAGAAAGAUUUGCUUUUGGCUGAAAAACGUGGAAUCGAACUUCCUAAGAAUGCACCAGCACUCAAAGCUAAGAGGCUGAAAGAGAGACGAACCAAGCAAAUUCUGGCGGUUAAAGCGAUUAAAGCGAAGAAACCUAAAGCUCCGAAGAAAGCAGCCUCAGCACCAGCUAAAGCUGCAAAGCCAGAGCCGACGAAAACGUUGGAUGCGCAGGCAACAAAAGCUAAGAGCCCACCAACCAAAUAAAAAUGAUUAAGGAGCUUUUGUCGUUAAUCCAAGAUUUUUAUUUCAAUAUAAAUAAAAUUUGGAAAGAGACACAACAACAAAAUUUA
This is a messenger RNA of Vespula pensylvanica (western yellowjacket), 1527 nucleotides long. RefSeq names its product 60S ribosomal protein L4 (gene RpL4). Gene Ontology annotation, biological process: translation. Gene Ontology annotation, molecular function: structural constituent of ribosome; RNA binding. Bases 149 to 1441 code for a protein of 430 amino acids. The record is from RefSeq and is a predicted model, not a curated record. Gene Ontology annotation, cellular component: ribosome; cytosolic large ribosomal subunit. NCBI's taxonomy places the organism in Eukaryota, Metazoa, Arthropoda, Insecta, Hymenoptera, Vespidae. The transcript has 8 exons.